Pseudo-nitzschia multistriata is the source of this 2676-nucleotide messenger RNA. NCBI's taxonomy places the organism in Eukaryota, Bacillariophyta, Bacillariophyceae, Bacillariales, Bacillariaceae. The record is from the annotation of a GenBank genome assembly.
GCACCAUUGCUUCUCUCUGGUUCGAUCGAAAAUGAGACAAUCACAUUAAUGCAGGUUCCGUUUUUCUUCAUCUCUUGUUGCUUUCCUCGUAAGUUUACCUGCCAGUAGUACUWAUGCAAGGCUCUAUMUACGUAUCCAACGAAUAAUGAAAUCUCCGAUCCCCAUCGUUUGGCUGGAAAGAGAAGCUCAUCAAUGAUGUUUUGUCUUGCAUCAACCGGAUUUUGCUGAUUGCUGAAUACCAAUCGUGAUUGAGGAAUUCAAUUCAAGUUCGACUCACUCGAUCGACUGACUUUUGAAAUCUAAAACAACAGAACAAAACAAAAAGGAAAAAAAGCAUUUUCAGGAAGUGCUGAACGGGCUGACUAUUGAAUGGAGUUGUACCGGUAGAUCGAGCAACAAAGAAUUAUCCUGCCUCCGCUGAUUCUUGUGAAGAGCAGMACAACACCCAUCAUCUUCCAAGGCGGUUUCAUUGAACAGGAAGGACGCCAUGCAAUCAACGAAUUAUGAUUUAGUCGACGACUCAUCGGAUGAGUCUAGUGGACCGUGUGACAAAGUAAAAAAUCCGAGUCGCCAAGGAUUUGGAAGGAAUAGAAGAUGGGGUUUCGUGGCAAAAUGGGGAAAGACACUUUAUCUUGCUACAUUUCUACUGGGAGCAUGCCUUCAACUGYCUCUACGAUUCCAACGACGAUGUCAACUCGACCAAUCGAAGAUGUGUUGGUUCGGUAUCACAACAGCUACAAACUGGAUUACACAGGAUGUAGAUCACGGUCGCAGUGACAACACAAAAUCCAUUGCUUUGACCAUUCGCAACGAUGAAAAUACCAACCACGGAACAAGUGACUGGACUCCCAAUGUAAUUUUUGGGAAUUAUUCCAUGCCAAUCACUUUUGGUUUUGCAAGCUCUUCCUGCAAUGCUAUCAACCGCGAUAGCAGAGCCCGUAUUCAACAAAUGUUUGACGUUGCUCUGUUGGAAUGCUACGGCUUUGCCUUUUUUGAGGCGCGCAACACAAUAUCAAAAUUGCUAGCCGAAUCGAUUUCUCUGUCAUCGUCGGCUAAUUGCGGCCUUGAUUUCUACUGUCCUAUGUGCCAUUGGAUACUUUCAAUGGGAUAUUCUCCAUAUAUCAAUCAUCCGAUAAUAGCAGAACAAUCUCAAUACGAAAAUGCUGCGGAGGCAGCUAGAAUCGCUUAUGAGCAGGCACACAAAAAAUUACGCAAUAGGUAUUAUCAAACUCUUUCUCUCAAGGAACUUGGCUUGAUUGAUGCUAUGUAUCUUCGAUUCCGUCCAUCCUUCACAAACCAAACAAUUGGGUUUGAAUCGUACAGUAAAAGGCUGAAAGUCUURCAUGAGACAAUSGUUUUGAAAGAGGGGAAGGGCGACUCKGAUGYCAUGGGCUUUCUCGCCGACUCUAUCAUGAUAUUGCAUUCCGACAACGAUGGCUACCAUUUCUACCAGGACRAUGACCAGCAAACGCCCGAACCGGGGAUUGCAUACGCUAUUUCUUUGCUGGAAGAUUGCUUAGAGGAGUCCCCUGAUCACCCUUUGUGCCAGCACCUAUACAUUCACAUCACCGAGCCAAGCAAAAACAUUCCCGUGCGCAAGGCCGGAGUCGUCGCGGAUCGCCUGGCAAUCGGAUCCCAUGCGACGGAAGCCCAGCAUCUCCAGCACAUGCCAUCCCACACAUACCUGCGGAUCGGCAGAUACCAUGAUGCGGUAGCUUCGAACGUGGUCGCCCACGAGUCGGACGAGGCCUACAUUCGCCAUGGAUUGGUUCCGUAUGGGCCUGCUCACAACACCGCCUUCCUAGUUCACUCAGCGCAACUAAGCGGAGAACGCAAGACCGCCUAUCGGUACGCGGAUUUGCUGCGRGACCACUAUCGAAACGACCYGACCAAACCCGACGGCCCAGGAACCGAAGAGGGAUGGCACAUUUGGAGAACGAUUCGGUUGAGAUUCGGUGAUUAUGCAUCGAUUCUAGACGAUAGCGAUGAUAUUGCUGCCAACGUUAGUGGUAGUCAAGAACAUCUUCUUCGGGCUGGUGAGACAGAGAAACCAGUGUGGCCGUAUGCGAUCGUUCUUGGGCACUAUAGCAAGGGCGUUGCCUCACUAUGGAACAAUGCUUCUGGUGGUAACAGUAUUGAUUCUGAUGAUAGCGAAAGACURUCGCAAGCGAUGCAYCAUUUGCGUUCUCUGCGCGAUGUGAUUCCGAAAGUUGAUCCUUCGUUUCGUGGAAUGGUGGCGGUCGCAAAUCUUACCCUUUCUGCCGGUAUCGAAUACUACCGCCAAAGCCRAACAACAAUAGWGCCAGACACCCAAUCKAUCCUUCAGCUCUUUCGAGAGGCCCGGAUCGAACAGGAAGGUUGGGCCUACACCGAACCACCGUCGUGGUAUACGAGCGUAGCGCUGUGCGAAGGAACUCUGCUGCGCAUUAUGGGGCGAUAUACCGAGUCCAUCGCGGCCUUUCGAAACCAUCUGAAGCUCGUUCCCGAAAACAGAUUCGGUUUGUAUGGCCUGAGAAUAAGCUUGACUGUUGCUGGUGCAAAUGYAAUCGAUAUCCAAGACGCAACGAGCCGUUUCAACACUGCUUCGUACUGGGCCGACGCCGAUAUUCAAAGCAGUCCCCCUAUAGUCUGUCCAGAGAUAGGAGAAUAACCUCUUAAAAAAAUUAAGUCUCAUCG